Molecule: messenger RNA, 869 nt
Organism: Suillus plorans
Lineage: Eukaryota; Fungi; Basidiomycota; Agaricomycetes; Boletales; Suillaceae
Exons: 9
Coding region: 7-594 (195 amino acids)
Source: RefSeq, a predicted model, not a curated record
GUUAUAAUGGCUAUGCGCACUUAUGCUCUCUACGGUUGUAGCCAAUAUCUGCUUACCUGGAUGACCAUCAUUAUCAUUGCUCUUGCGGGAGUGGUUUGUGCCGUCACUUUUGCACAAGUUUCAGGUGAUGCAGCAAUCUUGCCAGGAAUUGGCUGUUAUGAAGUAUAUACAGCAGAGACAGCCGCCCGAAUUGGGCUGGCAUGGGUGGCCUUCUUUGUUUUCGAUUUACUUAUCUUCGUCCUCACAGUGUACAGAAUCUGCAAAACUAGGGGUUUACCACGAUUAUCUCUGACAACCACGAGAAAUAUCAUGGAUGUCAUAUUUCAGGAUGGUACGAUGUAUUUUGGAGCUAUGGCACUGAUUCAUAUACCAAACAUCCUGACAUACUAUUCUGGUUCAGUUGCUAUCAGAGGCAGUCUGUGCAAUUUCACCAGCUGUAUAUCCGUUACUCUCAUUUCUCGGCUGAUGCUUAACCUGCACAAGACCAUUCACACUGGUAUUUUCUCCACCAACGUCCGGGACGACGAGUACUGCCUCGAUGUCCUUACCACCAGGGUAGACGUACAGUCCGCUAUCUCCUCUCACUAUUGGUAGGCUAGUAUUGAAUCUUGUGUCUGGAUGCCAAGCUGGGAGUGAAAGCUAUUUCCAAACCUUUUUUCGAAGGCAGCGCAGUAUGACAGGGUGGUGGACGAUGCUCCAUCCCGUGCUGGCGGCUAUGCGUACCUAAAAUCUAUGUUACUUCUGGCUGAUUAUUGACCAAUUAAAUUAUGGACGCUUUCAUCCAUAACGUCAUAACAUUUGAUCGCUCAUCUUUCGUAGACUUGACACAAACGGGUUGUUUCUCUCACAAUAUAUGUCGUUGAGAUUCA